CUCUGAGAGAGGUUUUUGAGUUUCCCCCAAUUGCCUCUUGAGAAAAAAGGAUCUCUUUUCUUCUUUCCCUUCCCCUUCCCUUUGCUUUUUUGAACGAGUGUGUGAGAGAGAGACAAAAGGGCUUUGACCAGGGUCUAUUGUUGUAUCGUGUGCCCGUUAUUCACUAAUCAAAGUUACACGUCUUAUUUCGAUCUUCUCUCUUUCUCUUUACAUACAGUCACGACCCCUCUGUCUCUGGUUGAGCUGAACUGUCUCGCUCCGACGAUCAUUGAAAGUGUCCGGUACUCGAAUGGCAACGACAACAACGACAACUCUCCCCUAGAAUCGAGCCGAGUCUCUUUUUGCUUUAUGGCUUUAUCAUGUAAGUUUGGUUUUAUUGUUACUCUAUGACAUCAGAUCCACCCUUUUCAAGGUUUGUCUACCUAAUGUUCGAAACUCGACCAGGUAUUCCAUGCUUGUCGGUCUCGCCAGGCCUCAGGUUGGUCUGGUUACUGGUAAUUAAUUUACAGUGCACAACACGCACACUUGAACUGGACUAGCAUAUAACAUGGCAAUCUAAUGUUGUUGAUGGCGGGAUGGGCACAAGCCAACUACCUAAUUCUCACUUUCUUCAUAUCAAUCAUUUCUCCAGUCGGACUCGCCGUGUUCCCUUUACUCUCUCUCUUUCCCUUCCCCAUUCAUCUCCAUCUCGUCGUCCUGACCUCGCUCUCCACCACGCGCCCCCAGCAUAAACCCACGUUAUGCGCGCCGACUUGCUCAGCUCCUGGAACGAUCGCUGCUAACUCAAUGCCUUGAUUGCCAGCUCCUCUAUCGCUUUGAGCACCGUCAGCUCUACCCUCUCCUGACGUGACGACAGGCAACGCGCCUGCGAGCGGCCUUGCCGUGCCAUGGAGGCCCUGGAGUCUUCGACGCCCGCGGACCCGCUGCCACCAGCGUCUGGUCUCAGCGCGGCGCCCCCAGUCCCAGUCCCAGUCCCAGUCCCAGUCCCAGUCUCAGUCCCUAUACCAUCACCUCCUCCAGCUGCUGCAACUACUGUCAAGGAUCCGUUGUCAACCAAAUCAAAGGUUCAGUCCAGGUCUCGUUCAGGCUCAGGCGCUAUCGCUGUUGCAGCCCCCAACGUGAAUGCUGCCGUAGCAGCACUCAAGAAAAAGGAAUCCACCAGCCCUGGCUUCUCGACACCCAGUAAGUGGCCUUCUGUUAGGUCCACAAACACCGCGCGCAUGCCCACAACUAUCGUUGCGAAACCCUUGGUUCCUCUCUCAGAACGAAGAAUACACCAGAAGAAACCCACAACCCGAAGUCUCAAGGACUCAGAUUCCAGCUUAGAUAACCAGGGCAGUCUGUCUCGAUGGGAGAUUACUCCAGACGGUGGAUCGGCAGGUCGUGAAGGACGUCAAUUCACUGUCGCCAACGUUGGGAACAAUGGUCGCAUAUAUUUGAGGCCGACCGUUCGCCCUGCGUACCAGCGAACUCCUCAGCCCCAAUUCGUCUUUCCGAUUACACCUCCCAGUACCGCAGGCUUGGAUGCGAUCUCUAAUAAACAGCUUCAAGACGAGACGAGUGAACUUCACGUUAGUCAGUGGACGCCAACACCGGAACCUUCACCUUAUGACGGUACCCGAACAUACUUCGAUCACGACUCUCAGUAUCCGCUCCGGCCCGUGAAACAUCGUCGCGCGCUUUCCGAUAGCACGGUUCACGAGGUGUCCACUGCCAAAGAUUCGGAACCCGGGGCCUUCAAGAUCGUCAUUUCGAAACCAUUGGAGGAAUACCGACCUCGGACUAUGGAAGAUUUCGAUUCGACUUCUGAUCCUCUUCUUGACAUUACGAUACCAUCGUGGCGCAUAGGAGUUCCCCGAUUCACGGGAAGAGGCACACCAAUGAUUCGCGGAUCCUCGUACGCUCCCACUGAGGAGUUUCGCUCAAGUAGCGCCUCGCUACUGAGCCGACCUCAGGGAGUGCUAAAUAGCUCGCACCCUGAUAUAACAUCUUCAAGGAGGCCGAGUUCUAUGGCUGUACCGAUGUUGCGAAUUUCUCGAAAUUUAUCAGCCAUGACUCAGACUCCUUCAACCACACAACCUUCUCGAACCAUUCGUCCAAGCUAUCAAUCAAAUUCUAAAGUCGAACCCGCCAUGUUCGAUGACCUCACAUUCAAGCCAGCCUGCGAUGAUCGUACAUUAGUCAAAUAUUCUGCAGCAACUGGUGCUGUUAUAGCUGCUACGCCACCGCGCCUCGUCGCCGAAAUCACAUCACCCAGUUUCCUCGAUUACGAACUCAUCUCCGACUUCUUUCUCACUUUCCGAGCGUUUCUGGAGCCCGUGGAUCUUCUCCGUAUGCUUAUUGCGAGACUACGCUGGGCUUUGGCUCGUGAUGAUGAGACAGGCAUGGUUGUUCGUGUUCGUACAUUUGUUGCCCUUCGACAUUGGAUUCUCAACUAUUUUAUGGACGACUUCGUUGUGGAUUAUAACCUCCGACAAACGUUCUGCGAGCUACUCAACGACUUUGUGGAUGAACUUUCGCAGUGCAACCGGUCUCGAAAGGUUCAGCUGAAGAUUCUUGGAGAAUUAAAGAAGUGUUGGCGAAGGGUUUGCGCAUUGUACUGGGAUGGCCCGAAUUUUGACGACUCCCUCGAUUCUAGCGUUCCUAUUACGCCUGGUGGUAUUGCUGGACAUCGCGAUCCCAGUCUGGAUCCGUCUUUCUGGGACCGUGAUGAUGGCGAAACACCCCGUAUCGAAAGUCUACUACCACUUAGAAGGAGUCCUGCCGAACGAACAAGCUUCAUCGCCGAUAUUUCUCGAGCUGGCCAUGUUGGAGAUUCUGUUGUGGUUGAGCACCGUCCAAGCACCCCUGAACGACAAACCGCGAGGGAUUCAGCAGAACAGCAGACAUCGCCAAUUAGCAUGACUAGCAUGGACAUUAUUUCAUGCUCUUUUCCUAGCAAGAUCAAACCUGCUCAGCCUCAUCAAACGAACCCUCUAGCUGCCCACCCUGUAUCGACCUCGGCUUACCACACUGGACCAGUGGCAACGACUCCCCGUGCCCUCGUUGGCAAGCGUGUGCGACCUCAAGCUGCUCACAAGCGAAACAACAGUUUGACCGAUUCUUUGAGAGAGCACAGCACGGAUAAAUUGUCAUUCAAGGAUCAGGAGUUCAUGAUGACAACCCCAUAUGGAGGAAGUCUUGUCCGUGGAAAUUUGUUACCUCCUGGCCAGGCUUUUGUUGAUGUGGAACCGGAUGAGUUCUCUACCAGCUUGGUACCUUCGCCCAGCCUUCACCCUGAAAACCGAAGCCUCGUCAAGGAAAGAAUACCCGCUGGCGCGAUGUCUGGACACGGUAUGAAGAAGCUGCUGGGAACUGUUCGAAGAGCCUUGAGUACUAGGGGACAAGGCAUGUCUCCCACUCAAGGGAGCCUCGUCAGUCUUGGUAACAUUGGUCCUCGUGGCGCGAUAACAAAUCGCAUCCCUGGAACGGCUGUCGUACCUCAAAGCCGCCAUAGGCCUAGCGGAGCUCGCCCGACUGUGAGAAUUGACCUGCUCGGUGCCGAGAUCGUAGAGGAUUUCAAGAAGGCGGUGCGAGAUGAGGCUGCUGCUGAAGCUGAUCGUCGUGGAUUACCACCACCAAUGUCUCCUAACCCAUCCCUGACUCCUACCGGAGACUUUCACUACUCGGCUGCUCACAUGGAUACAACCAACUAUGAUCAUAUUACGCACGAGCAUAGACAUAGACCGUCUAGCGACAUGGCCAUUACUACAGGCAGCAAAUCCAUUGUCAUCGUGGAUGACACAACACCUUUCGACCCGGCGCUCCUCCACCGAAUUCCCAAUAGCAAUGCUUCUGUUGAGGCCUUUGCAGAUACUUUCAAGUUGACGGGAGGUGAUCCAACUCCCCCCUCUACUCCUCCUGCUGGCAAUGGCGGAAACACACCUCGACGUUCCUCAUACCUCCUCAACCAACAUGUUGUUCGGCCAUCGUUGGAUGAAGAUCCUUUGCCGCCAUUUGUUCCCGAUUUCGAGACCCUCGCCCCUGUCACCAGCGCACCCCUAUCAGAGGAUGGUAGCCGAGUCUCAUACUCUACAGCAGCUCGAAGUACUCGCAACCGCCCUCCUGUGUCGUAUCAGAACCACCGCCGCAACAAGUCUGGCAGGACUCAUCGGUCUCUGAACUCGAUUCUUCGCCGCCGCAGCUCCUACACAAACGGCCUUGCUCGCCGAUCCACAGUUCAGAGCUUCGAUGCCACAACAGUCUCUGCCCAAUCGAUCGCGGAACCUGAGCCCGAGGAGCCUAUGCCACCGCCUCUGCGAAUUCUUCGACGACGACCUGGAGGAGACCUGCGAGCUGCCACGAACGUGGGAGAGCUGGAUCCUGUUACGCUGAGGAGAUCCCAAUCUGUUGGCUCAUUGACAACAUAUUCAGAGUCAAUUCGCAGCUCUUUCAUGCAGAGCCCUCGGGUGGCGUCUUUUGGUCGUGGAUCUUUCGGUAAAGGUUCAGUUGUCUCCAUUGAGUAUGUGCAGCCUAGAAGCGAGGCCUUCUCUGUUGGACAACUUGCAGAUAAACCGAAGCGAGAGCUUUCACUAUUCAGCACUCACUCAUCCAAGCCUGCUAUGCGUCCAUCAUUUGAAAAGGAGGCUCAGAAACUGGCUCAGAUUCCUGAUGACGACGAUGAUGGCGGAAUCGAGUCUGCUUUGGCCAAGCUUGAGGGCAAGCUCCCCGAGAAGAAGUCACACAAGUCGGCUGUCAGCCUUCAAGUUCCCCCUCAGACAAUUGGCGAGGUCAUGAUCGCGUCAGAGCAGUCAGAAGCGGACCGGAAGAAGAAUCACCAUGAACAAGAGCUGAUGGUCAGGGAGACGUUCAUGCUGGAUCCUGAGGAUAGUGAACCAGAGCCUUUGAUUGAGCCGAAAGAGCAAAGCCUCUCACCCGAGAGACCUACAACCGAAGCGAGAUCAUUCUUGACUGGUUCGUCUCACGAAAGCUAUUCCUCUGUUCCUAUCCUCGAUCGAGACUCCGCGAAGGGUCGCCCUUGGACCAACAUGUCCAUCCUCGAGGGCUCAGAUGAAGAAACAACGCCUCGACCACACAAGACCGGUUUGUAUACCGAGGAUGGAGGCGACUUGCAGCAUGCUUCUUACGACUUUAUUGAGAAGACGCGAAGCAUUGAAGGCAUCAAGCCUGGCGACACUGCUCCCUCAGUGGAAGAGGACCAAUCGUUCCUUGACGAUGACAGUGAUCUUUCAUCCGAAAUGUCGGCGGAUGCCCUCGAAUAUGAAGGCUCGGAAUAUGGGGAUGGUAUUUUGCCUCGAGUGAAGCUCCCUGCUCAUCCUCUUGGCUCGCCCGCUCCACCCCCUAAUCGCAAGCCCCCUUCUCCUCCUAUGACUCUUGUGCAAGCGCUGGAGAUGUCACCACCUCACUGCUUCACAGUCCCUGAGUUACACGAGGACCAAGUCUGGGGCCAGAAGCCUCUUCCUCCAACUCCUGAGACUACGCCUACCGCUGCGUACGUUCAGACAACUGAUCAAGCAUCCACCGAUGCACUUCGUCAAGUUGCCAAGGUGGACUCCUUCGAGAGCAACAAGUAUUCUGCUCACUUGCCAUUCAUCCUGGCUUUCGACUCGGAGAUUCUCGCUCAACAGUUCACGCUCAUCGAAAAGGACGCGUUGAACGAGAUUGACUGGAAGGAACUCAUUGACAUGAACUGGAAGGAUGCUGCUCAUAGCGACUCUCGAUCGUGGGUUGACUUCCUCCGUAACUCUGACGCCCAUGGUGUUGAAGUAGUCAUUGCUCGCUUUAACAUCAUGGUCAAAUGGGCCAUCUCUGAGAUUGUCUUGACGCAAGGCCUAGAGGAGAGAGUACGGUGCAUCACCAAGUACAUUCAUAUCGCCACGCACUGUCGCCGUUACCGCAACUUUGCUACCCUCGCUCAGCUCACCAUCGCUCUGUCGAGCAAUGAAGUCGCUAGACUCACCAAGACUUGGCAGCAUGUCGCUCCUCAAGACCUGAAGACACUGCAAGAUCUUGAGAAGCUGGUCACUCCUAUGCGCAACUUCUAUAACCUACGUGCGGAGAUGGAAGUUGGCUCUGACCAAGGCUGUAUUCCUUUCGUUGGUAUCUAUACCCACGAUCUGCUUUACAAUGCUCAGCGACCAUCUGAGAUGGCUGGCUCCCCUACAACGCCUCCUUUGAUUAACUUUGAACGAUGCCGCAUCGCGGCCUCUGUUGUCAAGACACUGCUUCGGUUGUUGGAGGCCAGUACCCGAUACAAGUUCCAGCCCAUUGAAGGCAUCACUGAGCGCUGUCUUUGGAUGAGCGCCUUGAGCGACGAGGACAUUCGACGUCACUCGGAAAUGCUCGAAUAAACUCUACAAUCAUGCGGUUUACCUACCACAUUUUCACAAUUCAUACACAUACGGGAACGAUAAUAACGAUUUAUGACUCACCGACCCCAAACGGCGUUUCAUUUCCUAUGUUUCAACACCACAAGACGAGCAUACCCAGCAUGCCUUCACAUUAUACCCCAUCUCAUAACUCGUUCACAUACCACCACACCAGGAGUUUUCUCUUUUUCUCCCCGAGACAUACAACAUAAUCAUCAACAGCAUUUGGGACGCAAAGCAAGGAGUUGGGCAAGCUUUCUUUUUGUGUAUUUCACACGAUUUCAUCUAUGGAGGUUCUCAUCCUGGUUUUUGAUCAUACCCGCACUGCGCAAGCGUCAUGUUGCGUUUUGUUCCCUAUUUUUGGUUUCUCAGUUAAUAGAUCUGCCAGUUUUGGAUUCACUUUAAUCAGUGUUAACGAUAGGUAGGGGAUAAGGGUAGUUGGUUGCUAAUAUAGCAUAGGGAUUAGGAUGAGUAGAUGUAGUGAGGACUGACAAUUGAUACCACGUUUACGAUGAGUUGGUUCUAUCUUAACUACCUAUGUGAAAAUGAUUAAUUCCCUUAAUGAAGC
Fusarium verticillioides 7600 is the source of this 6936-nucleotide messenger RNA. RefSeq lists its product as hypothetical. Bases 888 to 6350 code for a protein of 1820 amino acids. Gene Ontology annotation, biological process: positive regulation of GTPase activity; Ras protein signal transduction. Gene Ontology annotation, molecular function: guanyl-nucleotide exchange factor activity. NCBI's taxonomy places the organism in Eukaryota, Fungi, Ascomycota, Sordariomycetes, Hypocreales, Nectriaceae. The transcript is spliced from 2 exons. Gene Ontology annotation, cellular component: plasma membrane. The record is from RefSeq and is a predicted model, not a curated record.